This is a messenger RNA of Stegastes partitus (bicolor damselfish), 2374 nucleotides long. It is a transcript of the gene med17, whose product is annotated as mediator complex subunit 17. Gene Ontology annotation, biological process: regulation of transcription by RNA polymerase II. The record is from RefSeq and is a predicted model, not a curated record. Gene Ontology annotation, cellular component: mediator complex; core mediator complex. Bases 116 to 2047 code for a protein of 643 amino acids. The transcript is spliced from 13 exons. Gene Ontology annotation, molecular function: transcription coregulator activity. Lineage: Eukaryota; Metazoa; Chordata; Actinopteri; Pomacentridae.
UUCCUGUGUUGAGAGCUAAGAAUGAGCCAUUCACAGCGCUACUGAAAAUAUAACACAGCUCCACGGAAUAACUGUUUAUAUUCGUGACUCUAGUGAAUUCAACAGGUGCAUCAUCAUGUCUGGUGGUCCAGCUGUGCGGGUCAGCAUCGAGUCUUCCUGCGAGAAGCAGGUGCAGGAAGUGGCCCUGGAUGGGACAGAGACAUACGUCCCUCCUCUGUCCAUGUCCCAGAAUUUAUCAAAGUUGGCGCAAAGGAUUGACUUCAGCCAGGGAUCCGACUCAGAGGAGGAAGGUGUCGAGGGGGAACCCAGGGACCGAGAGUGGGGGAAGCAGGAGCAAGAAGAAGAAGAAGGUACAGUGAAGUUUCAGCCUUCUCUUUGGCCCUGGGACUCAGUGCGUAACAACCUUCGCAGUGCCCUGACAGAGAUGUGUGUUCUUUAUGAUGUGCUCAGUGUGGUGAAGGAGAAGAAGUACAUGGCUUUAGAUCCAGUGUCUCAGGAUCCAACAGCUGGCAAGACGCCUCAGGUGUUCCAGCUGAUCAGUAAGAAGAAAUCACUGGGUACAGCAGCGCAGCUCCUCAUGAAGGGAGCAGAGAAGCUCAGCAAGUCAGUCGCAGAGAACCAGGAGAACAGGAGGCAGCGAGACUUCAACUCUGAGCUGCUGCGACUCCGAUCACAGUGGAAGCUACGCAAAGUCGGAGACAAGAUCCUGGGAGACCUCAGCUACCGGAGUGCAGGUUCCCUUUUUCCUCAUCAUGGCACAUUUGAGGUGAUCAAAAACACUGACAUCGAUCUAGACAAGAAGAUCCCGGAGGACUACUGCCCCCUGGAUGUCCAGAUCCCCAGUGACUUGGAGGGAUCAGCUUAUAUCAAGGUGUCCAUCCAGAAACAAGCCCCCGACAUCGGUGACCUGGGAACCGUCAACCUGUUCAGGAGACCGCAAAAGAACAAGAGCAGCACGCAGCCGUGGCACGUGAAGCUCGAGGCGGCUCAGAACGUUUUGCUCUGUAAGGAGAUCUUUGCCCAGCUGUCCAGAGAGGCUGUUCAGAUUAAAUCCCAGAUUCCUCAUAUUGUUGUGAAGAACCAGAUCAUCUCUCAGCCGUUCCCAGGUCUGCAGCUUUCAAUCUCGCUGUGCCACUCUACCGGAGAGAAGAAGAACAACCGGGCGUCUCCAGAGAAGUCCAAACCGGACAACCACCUUUACGUACUGGAACACAAUCUGCACCAAAUGAUGAGGGAGUUCCACAAGCAGCAGCUGAGCUCUGUGGUGAUGCCACAUCCUGCCAGCGCCCCCUUUGGCCACAAACGCCUGCGUCUAGCAGGACCGCUGGCCUACGACAAGACUGAAAUCUCCAACUUACAGCAGAGUGAGGGGCUGCUGGAGAAGAUCAUCAAACAGGCCAAACACAUCUUCCUACGUAGCAGGACGGCGCGGACCAUCGACAGCUUGGCCAGCCGGAUCGAGGAUCCUCAGAUUCAGGCUCACUGGUCCAACAUCAACGAUGUGUACGAGUCCAGUGUCAAGGUGCUCAUCACCUCGCAGGGCUACGAGCAGAUCUGCAAAUCCAUCCAGCUGCAGCUGAACAUCGGCGUCGAGCAAAUCAGGGUGGUUCACAGAGACGGACGCGUCAUCACACUGUCACACCAGGAGCAGGAGCUGCAGGACUUUCUCCUCUCGCAGAUGUCACAGCAUCAGGUUCAUGCAGUUCAGCAGCUGGCUAAAGUAAUGGGCUGGCACGUCCUGAGCUUCAGCAACCAUGUGGGUCUGGGCCCAGUGGAGAGCAUCGGAAACGCCUCCGCCGUCACUGUUGCUUCUCCCAAUGGAGAAUACGCCAUCUCAGUGCGUAACGGCCCGGAGAGCGGCUGUAAAGUUUUGGUCCAGUUCCCUCGCAGCCAGACCAAAGAGCUGCCGAAGAGCGACAUCAUCCAGGACGCCAAGUGGAGCCACCUCAGAGGGCCGUACAAAGAGGUCCACUGGAGCAAGAUGGAGGGACGCAACUUCGUUUACAAGAUGGAGCUCCUCAUGGCUGCGCUGACUCCGUGUCCUUAGAUACAACCUGACUCUCCUCUGAACUGGACAGCCAACAGCUCUCACACAGACUCCACAGAAACCUCAGAUUUGCAAUGAUACAGUCCUACUUGUAAAAACAUGUCUCUCCUUCUUCCACUGGUUUUUAUAAUCCAGCUCACUGACUGCUAUAAGCUCAUUUCCACACAUCGUAGUAUCUGCUGCCUGCUCUGUUUUUGAAGAUGUGUAGUGUGUGUUUACCUCCAACAGUUUGAUACAAAAUAGAAAGCAACGCCUCUCAGUUCGUACGUAUUUGUGCCGAUGAAUAUUUUGCUCUUAAGAAUAAAGCAAUGAAUUUACAGAGAGGAA